Molecule: messenger RNA, 1754 nt
Organism: Ceratina calcarata
Lineage: Eukaryota; Metazoa; Arthropoda; Insecta; Hymenoptera; Apidae
Product: monoacylglycerol lipase ABHD12
Exons: 10
Coding region: 809-1711 (300 amino acids)
Biological process (GO): phosphatidylserine catabolic process; monoacylglycerol catabolic process
Cellular component (GO): endoplasmic reticulum membrane
Molecular function (GO): phosphatidylcholine lysophospholipase A1 activity; monoacylglycerol lipase activity
Source: RefSeq, a predicted model, not a curated record
AAAUUAUCCGCACGCUGCGUAUACAGUAUUCGAAGUACUGUGUUAAGCAAUGUUGACGUUGUGAGAGCGAAUUCGUCUUAUUCUCAUCGUAUUACUCUAGAUUGUAAUUGUAUUUUCGCAUACGAUUAUACAUAUAUUCGUCCUUCUAUUCUUUUGGAUCCUUAAGUUAUACAUAUAAGUAAAAGUGCAUCAAAAGAAAGUAUUUGGAGUUUAGAGUCAUCAAAUGUAACUUGACAUAAAAAUAACAGAAAGAAAUUCUUUUUUAUACCAUUUACACCUGUCAAGUGUGCCUUACAUAUGUAUUUGACGAAAAUUUGACGUGUUUAACUGUAUUCAAAGUGUAAUUGUGUAAUUACUCUGUCUCCUUGUAGAGACACAUUGUUUGACAUAAAUUUGCAUCAAUUUACUAUUAUAAUGGUAUAUUGGUUACCAAAGAAACGCUUUAAGAAGAGUAACAACUGAAAAUGUUUCAAGUCAAAUAUUUGCAAGUGUAAUUAUACUACAGAGAGACUUACAAGGUGCCUUAUAUUUAACAGCUACUAACAAAUAUGCUGAGAACUUUACUGUUAGCAGCAGUGUUACCUUUCACCGUACUUGAUAUUUGGUAUAGAAGAAUUAUCCACCAUAUGUUUUAAGAGAAUUAAAAUAUUGGAAGUAUAUAAAAAAAAUAAAGAAAUACAUUUUUAAACAUUUUAUUAUGAAACAGUCAAGUUAUUAAUUCUGUACCGUGUACUUGUGAUUCAUUUUGAAAUCAUAAAUAUUAAAUAAUGUGUCGUAAUUACUAUUCAAAUUGGAAAUAUCUAUAUCAAUGUCCCAAGAAAUUGACAAGUACUUACUUUUGAUAAUGAAAAUAUCAUUAAUUACGUAUUUGGUCAUAUUUGGACUUUUACCCUUAAUAUUUCACUACUCUUACACUAUACAAAAAAAGAUUCUUUUCUUGAAUAUCGUGCGUUGGCCAAUUAAUGUUGAUUUUUCGAAACCGGAGACAGUUGGUAUGAAAGGAACAAGAAAUUUUUAUUUAAAAACUGAUCAACAAGUGAAGCUAGGACUAUGGCAAACAUUACCCCAAUCAUUAGUCAAUGAUUCAACCAUUAAAACUGAUGAUGAUUAUGAAGCUGUUCUAAAUAAUUCUAAAUUACCUGUCUUUCUUUAUAUGCAUGGUAAUAGUGGUAACAGAGCAAGUAGCCAUAGAUUAGAAUUGUACAAGCUUCUUCAAAGUUUAGAUUAUCACGUUAUAGCGUUUGAUUAUAGAGGAUACGGUGACAGUGAUGGAGCAGAACUCUCUGAAAUGGGAGUAGUUGAUGAUAGCAAAUAUGUACUUCAGUGGCUAUUAAGAUUAGUCAAUAAUACAGCUCCUGUUUUUGUUUGGGGACAUUCCCUAGGGACUGGAGUUUCUACUCAUACAUUAGCAUUAUUGGCAACAGAAGAAAUGCAACCCACAGGCUUGAUUUUAGAAUCACCAUUUAACAAUAUUGCAGAUGAAUUAAGUGAACAUCCUUUGGCGCAGAUCUUUAAACAUAUACCUUGGUUCCAUUGGUUAAUUGUUGAACCAUUUUAUGAUAAUUAUCUUCGAUUUGAGUCUGACAAACAUAUAGAAAAAAUCCAAUGUCCUAUUAUGAUAUUGCACGCAGAAGAUGAUAAUGUUAUACCAUUUGCAUUAGGUGAAAAGGGCUACAUUAUCAUGGAAAUGAUACAAAUCAUGUACGAAUGAUAAGAAUUGAUGCGUCAUAUGGCCUUAGUCAUAACUAUAUAUG